GUCUGGAGUCGCCAUUUUGCUCCUAGAGACGCUGCUUGGAGACUCGGCGUGUUCUUCCUUCGGCAGUGGUGGCUGCGGCGGGGCCGGGGCUGGGGUCGGGGCCAGGAGGAAUUUUGUUGUCAGAGAAUAAAAGGAGGUUGUCCAUAACUGACUUUAAGCAGCAAGCAAUAGAACACUGAGCUCUUCAGCUCCGCCUUUCUUGCUCUGAGAAUUGGAAAACCAAAAAGGUUUUGAUGUUUUGUGUGGUGCCACCUGAAUUAGAAACCAAGAUGAACAUAACUAAAGGAGGUCUGGUGUUGUUUUCAGCAAAUUCUAAUUCAUCGUGUAUGGAGCUUUCAAAGAAAAUUGCUGAGCGGCUGGGAGUGGAGAUGGGCAAAGUGCAGGUUUACCAGGAACCUAACAGAGAAACAAGAGUACAAAUUCAGGAAUCCAUAAGGGGAAAAGAUGUUUUCAUCAUCCAGACUGUUUCAAAGGAUGUGAACACCACCAUCAUGGAGCUCCUGAUUAUGGUGUAUGCAUGUAAGACCUCUUGUGCCAAAAGCAUCAUAGGCGUAAUUCCCUACUUUCCAUACAGCAAACAGUGCAAGAUGAGAAAAAGAGGCUCUAUUGUUUCUAAGUUGCUGGCUUCGAUGAUGUGCAAAGCGGGUCUAACUCAUCUUAUUACUAUGGAUUUACACCAGAAGGAAAUACAGGGCUUCUUCAAUAUUCCUGUUGAUAAUUUAAGAGCAUCUCCCUUCUUAUUACAGUAUAUUCAAGAAGAGAUCCCGGAUUACAGGAAUGCGGUGAUUGUGGCCAAGUCUCCAGCCUCAGCCAAGAGGGCGCAGUCUUUUGCCGAGCGCCUGCGACUAGGAAUUGCAGUCAUUCACGGAGAAGCACAGGAUGCCGAGUCUGACUUGGUGGAUGGACGGCAUUCCCCACCCAUGGUCAGGAGUGUAGGGGCCAUUCACCCCAGCCUGGAAAUCCCCAUGCUGAUUCCUAAAGAAAAACCCCCAAUCACAGUUGUUGGUGAUGUAGGAGGGAGGAUCGCCAUCAUUGUGGAUGACAUUAUCGAUGACGUUGACAGCUUUCUUGCUGCAGCAGAGACGCUGAAGGAAAGAGGUGCAUAUAAGAUCUUCGUGAUGGCAACUCAUGGCUUGUUAUCUUCAGAUGCUCCCCGGCUGAUUGAGGAAUCUGCCAUUGAUGAGGUGGUGGUUACCAAUACAAUUCCACAUGAAAUCCAGAAGCUCCAGUGCCCCAAAAUUAAAACUGUGGAUAUCAGCAUGAUACUUUCAGAAGCCAUUCGUCGGAUUCAUAAUGGCGAGUCCAUGUCCUACCUUUUUAGAAACAUAGGUUUAGAUGACUGAAACUUUCCUUUCUUAAAGCUCCAAGGGCCAAACUGGAAAUGUAAAAAUAGGUACCAUGAGGGAUCAUACCUACUUUGGUGUAUUUCACAGGGACUGUCUGUGUUUUGUUCCUUUCCUUUUGCCAAUUCCUGUGAAAGUUGACCAACUUUUUAUGUUGGGUUGGGAGUUUGUGAGUUUUUCAGGAAAUUUUUAUAAAAGAAAACUAUGUUCCCCUCAAAUAAAAUAAGCUAAUACCUGAUUGUUUUUAGUUUAACUAUUUAAAAAAUAAUUUGGAGUAAGAUUUUUAAGCUCACAAACAGCCUUUUUUCCAAAGUUGCUAGAGCUCAAGUGCAUAAAAAAGUUAAUGAUCUACUAUAUAAUACCUAUAGUUGAAAAGUCAAAAAGAUUAUACUGUUGAAUCCAGUAAAUGACAUUUUUAGAAGUGAUUUUUUUAGACAAGCAUAUGGAAUAAGUAAGCGUUAUUUAUUUUCUGCAACAAAAGAAGGAAUAAAAACUUAAUUUGUGCAUGUUUUUUUAAUCUUUGUGUUUUGGCAGUUGUUUUAUAACCAAAAUAAAAUGAAAGCUGAAUAUACAUGCUGUGAAUGUUGAAAUGUU
Manis javanica (Malayan pangolin) is the source of this 1937-nucleotide messenger RNA. RefSeq names its product phosphoribosyl pyrophosphate synthetase associated protein 2 (gene PRPSAP2). NCBI's taxonomy places the organism in Eukaryota, Metazoa, Chordata, Mammalia, Pholidota, Manidae. Gene Ontology annotation, cellular component: ribose phosphate diphosphokinase complex; cytoplasm. Gene Ontology annotation, molecular function: ATP binding; ribose phosphate diphosphokinase activity; magnesium ion binding. The record is from RefSeq and is a predicted model, not a curated record. Gene Ontology annotation, biological process: purine nucleotide biosynthetic process; 5-phosphoribose 1-diphosphate biosynthetic process.